Exophiala xenobiotica is the source of this 1446-nucleotide messenger RNA. RefSeq lists its product as uncharacterized. The record is from RefSeq and is a predicted model, not a curated record. Bases 1 to 1446 code for a protein of 481 amino acids. Lineage: Eukaryota; Fungi; Ascomycota; Eurotiomycetes; Chaetothyriales; Herpotrichiellaceae. The transcript has a single exon.
AUGCCUGCGACGCACUCUGACCGCCACUCUCGUAAAGAGCCAUACCCUCGAUGGAAUAUCCUCCUCUCUAACGGCCGGUUCCCCGUGUCUCUCGACCUUGCCCGACAGUUGCAAAAAGGAGGGCACAAUGUCUACACGGUUGACCCCAUGCAUUUCCAUGUCUGCAAGUUCUCAAGAGCCGUCAAAUACAGCUGGCAGAGCCCUGCGCCCUCGCUCGAUCCCGAGGGAUACAUAGCCACGGUCAAAAUGGCAGUGUUAAAGGCCAAGGUCGACCUCAUUAUCCCUAUGCACGAAGAGAUCAUCUACCUGACCGAAUGUAACGAACCGGAAAUCACGAAACGUCUGUUCGCACCGUCCUUUCUCGAGACCUACUCAUUGCACAAUAAGUGGGAAUUCAGUGAGAUGCUAGGCCGCAUAGGCCUCGAUCGUCCGGAAGCACACUUCUGCCGCAGCAUAGAGGACGUGAAGAAGCUGGACAUGACACGGGAAUGGGCGUUGAAACCGACCCUUGGUCGCUCGGCAACUGGAGUUCAUCAUCUCAAACCUGGCGAAGAACCAGCUUGGUCGUCCGUCGACAUCACGCCUAAAACCCCACACGUCGCACAGGAAUGGCUCAAGGGCAACAGAUAUUGUACCUACGGCAUCUGGCGUCGUGGCAAGGUUCAGGCAUUCGCUAUCUACCCGGUCUUGGAAACCAUCGAUGGCUCGUCUUCAGUCUACUUCGAGGCCACUGAGCAUGAAGGCAUCAGGGAAUAUUGCAACACUUUUGCCAGGAGAUACAACAUAACCGGCCAAUUGGCGUUCGAUUUCAUCGAGACGGGUGUCGAAGAGGGUGAGCUCAGACGUGGACCGCAUGGUAUUCCGAGAGGCGGCAAGUAUCGCACAUUAGGACUACGGACCAAACGAAACAAGGCCACCACCCAAGCGGGAUCUGCAUCAACAAGUACAACUACCACCUCCAGCCGACUCGUAGCGAUCGAGUGCAACCCACGAGCCACUUCUGGCAUACACUUGUGGUCAGGCACUCCGAAGCUGGCCGCUGCCUUCGCAGACAAUUCGGUGCAACUUCCAGAGAUGGCGGCAAGGCCAGGCCGUGCCAGACAAACGGGGCCGGGAAUGAUGAUGUGGGAGCACAAGGAAGCCAGUUUCAAGCGAUACUUGACUCAUCUUGCACGCCUGUUGGGCACCAAGGAUGUCAUGUUCAGCUGGCGCGAUCUCGGGCCUGUGCUCGUGCAGCCGUUCUUACUUGCCAGCUAUUAUCGCAUCUGCCACGACCGGGGAGGCAUGCCAUUGCCAGAGAUGUUCCAGAGUGAUGUGAUAUGGAAACCAUGCUUGUUUGGCCAGAGCAAAGAAGUGGGACUGAAGGUGGGAAGACCGCUUAAAGAGACGAUCCCCGGCGCAGUCGUGAAACCACAAGCCGAGAUGGACACUCCUGAGCAUACCUGA